This is a messenger RNA of Tripterygium wilfordii, 2010 nucleotides long. RefSeq names its product transmembrane protein 87A-like. The coding region runs from base 97 to 1632 and encodes 511 amino acids. Gene Ontology annotation, biological process: transport. Gene Ontology annotation, cellular component: Golgi apparatus; membrane. NCBI's taxonomy places the organism in Eukaryota, Viridiplantae, Streptophyta, Magnoliopsida, Celastrales, Celastraceae. The record is from RefSeq and is a predicted model, not a curated record. The transcript has 5 exons.
AGUCUCGACCUCUCCCAAAUCGUCCAUCCCAGACUUUACGUUACGUUACUACGUUAGCCAUCAUUGCAGAUCUACACUUUCUAGAGCUCUUCAGCAAUGGAGGUUCGAAGAUCUGUCUCAGCUUAUGCGCUGUUGUUGUACUUAGUGUCGGUAUGGUUGUGGUGUGUGAAUGGUUCCGUUCAUGAGUACAAUGAAGUGAAGUUCAUUAGCAAGGGAAACGCCUUCGUGGUUCACGGAGGCAGUGAGGGGCUUUACUCCUCCGUGCCUAGCCUUAAUGAGUCUGCGACUGCUGGAAUUUCUUACAUAAAAUUUGACAAGAUCACUGUCCGGAGGCCUAAGGAAGCUGCUCAGGCUGGUCCAUCUCUGGUUCAAGCUAUUGUUUUUGAGGUUGAAGAUAGGGAGACAAUUGGUGGCUCUGCUUAUGGUGGUCAGAGAGCAGUCUGCUGCACUCCAGAUCUUGCAAAAUUAGGAGCGUGUAAACAAGGGGAGAUCAUCCACCGUCCAUCAACCAGAAAUCCUGACUGGCCUCAAGUAUUUGGUGUCUCUUUUGAGGGAGAUGACCUUGUUGCGUUUUUUCCAUCUAAAACUAUACAGAUUACAGAAACUGGGAUGUAUAACCUGUAUUUCAUCCACUGUGAUCCAAAUCUCAAGGCCCUGACCAUAGAGGGGAAAACCAUUUGGAAAAAUCCUACGGGAUAUUUACCUGGAAGGAUGGCUCCACUUAUGAAGUUUUAUGGGUUCAUGUCCCUUGCUUUUGUGAUACUUGGUAUCUUUUGGUUUUCACAAUAUGCCAGAUUCUGGACAGAGGUUCUUCAUCUGCAAAACUGCAUAACUUUAGUGAUUGCAUUGGGAAUGUUUGAAAUGGCAUUGUGGUACUAUGAUUAUGCAGAGUUCAAUGAGACCGGAGUCAGGCCAACUGGAAUUACUGUAUGGGCAAUCUCAUUUGGCACUAUAAAGCGAACAGCGGCACGUCUCAUCAUACUUCUGGUUUCUAUGGGUUAUGGUGUUGUGAGACCCACUUUGGGUGGUCUGACAUCAAAGGUCCUUAUGCUUGGAGGUACAUUUUUCCUGGCAUCCGAGGUGCUUGAAAUUGUGGAGAAUGUUGGUACCAUAAAUGAUCUUUCAGGAAAGGCAAGAUUAUUCCUGGUUCUUCCUGUUGCACUCUUAGAUGCCUUCUUCAUUCUUUGGACAUUUAGGGCCCUCUCUAUGACGCUUAAUAAACUUCAGGCAAAAAGGAUGCUGGGAAAAUUAGAUAUUUACAGAAAGUUUACAAAUGCACUCGCAGUAGCUGUUAUUGUGUCCGUCGGUUGGAUCUGCUAUGAGCUUUACUUCAAGUCAACAGACGUGUACAACGAGCGCUGGCAAAGUGCUUGGAUUAUCCCUGCAUUUUCACAAGUCUUAUCUUUCUCUCUCCUAUGUAUUAUAUGUGCUCUUUGGGCACCCUCCCAGAAUUCUACACGAUAUGCCUACUCCGAAGAUACCGGAGAAGAAUUUGACAAGGAGGAUACUCUCACACUGAUCAAGCCUUCUUAUGUGGCUUUAUCGAAGGAUAUUCGUAGCUCGCCGGAACCUGCAUCAGCUCAAAACAGCAAUGGAAAAUCAGAUGAUCUAGAGGAAGAGAAGACAGAGUAGCGCUCUUUAUUGGAUGGAGUUUGUACACGGGAAAUCCCACUUAGGCGUUUAUCAUAUGUUGAAGCACAAGGUGUUCUGUUACAAAGACUUGAACUUCCUCACCAUAAUGUGCAUACUGAGUGUUGGCAUAGCAUUGCUUCAAAACAGUGAUACGUGGGAUUUCGAGACAAAAUGAUUUUUUCCACUUAUUUUCUUUAAAUUAUUCUACCAGUCUGUUGCUAGCCGCAAGGGUUCUGUUAUUCCUGUAACUCUCACCGACAGCGGGAACAUUGGAAAAAUGUGUGCAAUGUGUUACUAAAAUGUUCGUGAGGAGGCUCAAUUAGUUCCUCUUCAUGAAGAGUGAAGUCCAGAUGCGUAAUACAAAGAGCACAUUUUACA